AUGAUUAGUUGCCAAGACGAGGGCAAUGAUGCCAAGUCCCCGAGCGGUAUAACCCCGCCCCCUCUCCCAUUUAUUCUGAUUCUUUCUGCUACGCCGCCGUUAUUCCCCGAGUGCCUCAUCCUCGAGCGAUCCACUUACAUCUCCAUGUCCAGCGCUAGAGUAUACAAAUCCAUUACCACCACCGUCGUUAUACAAUGGGACAGUGGCCAAACCCGCUCUACCGAGGCCGUCAUCCGCCCACUCACCACGGUAUGGUCUGCCGCGCCUGGUUGUCCGACAACACUCGAUAGUUUGGCCACUGGACUUUGCGUCCCGCCCCAAUGGGAUGAGGUCUGGUUUCGCGGCGCAUACUACUCCCCUGGGAUUUGCCCCAGUGGAUAUACGGCGGGAUGCUACGCAUUCGACCCAGAAUUCGCGGGCGUAAAACAAACAAGACAGGUACCGGAGUUAACACCAAAGGCGGAUGAGACGGCCGUUAUUUGUGUGCCACUAGGAUUCGAGUGUUAUUCGAGCUGGACAUUGUUCGCCGUUUCCUACUCGGACGGCUACCCUUAUUCUCGUAUACCCGCCAUCGACGUGCGAUGGAAGGAAUCCGAUAUCCCCUUCCUCGAGACAUCGCCUCAGACGCCUCGAGCCGUUCAACUUCCAACAUCCACACACGUCUCUGAACCAACGUGGGAAGCCCCAGAAACGCCCACUUUAGGCCCUAACGGUGGCUUUGAUACGUCACCUCGAGCUGUGUCUGGCUUGAGUUCGGGACAAAAGGCGGGGAUAGCGGUUGGUGCCGUGCUUGGGGUCGCCUGCAUUGCUAGCCUCCUCGGCUGGGCCAUUUGGCGAAGACGCCGCGCACCGCCCCUGCCUGCCCAGCCAGUAGUUGGACAGCCCACGAUCGAGUUCAAACCUGUAGCUGUGAGGUUCGGGAGUAGCGGACCAUAG
Parascedosporium putredinis is the source of this 936-nucleotide messenger RNA. Lineage: Eukaryota; Fungi; Ascomycota; Sordariomycetes; Microascales; Microascaceae. The record is from the annotation of a GenBank genome assembly.